CGCAGGUUCGAGGCCGGCAGCCGUCUCUCGGAUGCGCAGGCUGGGGGGAGCCUGGGGCAGCCUGCCAUGAGCCAUGGCCUGCGGGGGAGGACACCACACCCCGACUGGGAGGUGAGUGUGAGGCAGCCUGAGUGAGCUGUGUGUGAGGGCAGCCUGAGGUGAGCUGUGUGUGAGGGCAGCCUGAGGGUGUUUGAGGAGAGGGCAGCCUGAGGUAGCUGAGUGUGAGAGGGCAGCCUGAGGUGAGCUGUGUGUGAGGGCAGCCUGAGGGUGAGCUGAGUGUGAGAGGGCAGCCUGAGUGUGAGCUGUGUGUGAGGCAAGCCUGAGGGUGAGCUGUGUGUGAGGGGCAGCCUGAGUGGGGUGAGCUGUGUGUGAGAGGGCAAUGGAGGGUGAGCCGUGUGUGAGAGGGCAGCCUGAGGGUGAGCUGUGUGUGAGAGGGCAGCCUGAGUGUGAGCUGUGUGUGAGGGCAGCCUGAGUGUGAGCUGAGUGUGAGCUCAGGCUGAGGGUGAGCUGUGUGUGAGGGCAGGCUGAGGGUGAGCUGUGUGUGAGGGCAGCCUGAGUGUGAGCUGUCUGUGAGGGCAGCCUGAGGGUGAGCUGUGUGUGAGAGGGCAGCCUGAGGGUGAGCUGAGUGUGAGAGGGCAGCCUGAGUGUGAGCUGUGUGUGAGGGCAGCCUGAGUGUGAGGUUUGGCUGAGUGCAGAGAGGCUGUAAUGGGGGUGCGUGAGGGUUGGCUGAGUGCAGAGAGGCUGUAAUGGGGGUGCGUGAGGGUUGGCUGAGUGCAGAGAGGCUGUAAUGGGGGUGCGUGAGGGUUGGCUGAGUGCAGAGAGGCUGUAAUGGGGGUGCGUGAGGGUUGGCUGAGUGCAGAGAGGCUGUAAUGGGGGUGCGUGAGGGUUGGCUGAGUGCAGAGAGGCUGUGAUGGGGGUGCGUGAGGGUUGGCUGAGUGCAGAGAGGCUGUAAUGGGGGUGCGUGAGGGUUGGCUGAGUGCAGAGAGGCUGUAAUGGGGGUGCGUGAGGGUUGGCUGAGUGCAGAGAGGCUGUAAUGGGGGUGCGUGAGGGUUGGCUGAGUGCAGAGAGGCUGUAAUGGGGGUGCGUGAGGGUUGGCUGAAUGCAGAGAGGCUGUAAUGGGGGUACGUGAGGGUUGGCUGAGUACAGUAAGGAUAAGAGAGAGCUGAAUGAGGACUGGUACAAUUUGCAGAUCUAAUGAAUCCCCUGCUUGGUUAUGUGCCAUAUUGUUAUUUUAUGCAAUCAUUAAUGGCCCCACUGUCACUGCUAGUUUCUUUCCCAAACUUCCAGUUAUUAAAGUCAUGGGAGUUUAUGGCUAACCUUUAUUACGCCAGUUGUUACCUACUACUAUUUGCAGAUUCUUUAUUGAAAUGAGACUUUGCUGAGCCUUCUAUAAAGGGCACCUGUCAUGCCCCAAACAUUCUGCUUAUUAGAUUGAGCAUAAUAUUGUGUGUAUACAUUAUAUAGCAGUUUUACUAGCAAAUGUAUAGAUUAACUGAGGCAUAGAUGGACAAGGAGUGCACAAGAGACCUCCCACAGGAGGUCCCUCUGCUCUCCACCCAUAACAACCGCAGUGCUUGCGCUAUGGUUGCUAUGGAAACUUCCUAGCCGGGAGAACUUAUAUGGAGUAUGUGCCAACUUAAUUGACAAGAUUUGCCUUGUUUGGGGAUGUGAAGACUUCGGGAAGAAUGCAGGCAAAGCAGAGGACUGCCAGAAGGUGGGUGUUACAUGAAGAGUAACACCCACAAGGAUUGAAGAUGGCAUCGGUGGAAGAGAAGGAAAAUGAGUAAAUCUGUAUAUUUUACAUUAAAUUCACUAUGUAUUUUUGUGAUAUAUGGUGCAUUUAAUGUAUAUGGGGGCGAUUUCAGGUACGUUUAUUUUUUUUCAUAACAGAUUCAGCUUAAUGUAGUGUCUCUGGCAUCUAAAGCCUUUUCCUGCAGCCUAAGUCCUGUGAACACUGCAUUUUAGAGAAAAGUCUGUGUUUACAUUGCUGGCUUCUCUAGCGGUAGUUACACCGACGUCCACUAGAGGUGCUUCCGCUCUGCAUUGAGGCACUGAACGUUACCCAUAUUCAGAGGCGUAGUUAGAAACCACAGGGCCCUGGAGUGAAAAUUGCCCUGCCCCAAUACAUCUUCCCCACUCCCCCUCCAUUUGAAUCAUAUAACACAUGCCGACACACAGAAUGACACUAAAACAGAUACAGACACAAACUGACAUACAUGUGGAUACACAGAUACACAUAGACAAAUGCAGAUACGCAUACACAGAAUGACGCAUACAGAUACAGUGACACACAUACAGACACGUAGGGGCACACACUGACACACAUGCAGACAGAUACACACGUGCAGAAAAACAGAUCCAUACAGACACAUAUGCGGAUACACAGAAUGAUACACAUAGAUAUAAACAGUGACACACAUACAGAUACAAACGAGCAGAACACACACACGUGGAUACACAGACGCACGUACAGACAGAUACAUAUAGACAUGCAUGUACACAGACACAAUGACAAACAUUCAGAUACACAGAAUGACAAGCAUACAGAUAUAAACUGUGACAUACAGAUUUAUAGGGGCAAACACUGACACACAUGAAAACAGAUACCCAUACAGAUACCCAUACAGAUACCCAUACAGACACACAUGCAGACACAAAUUUUUUUAGUCUCCCUCCUGCAGUUUCUGCUAGUAUUUUUCCAUUCCUGUAUUAAAAUGACAUUUGUCAUGUGUUCCCCUGCAUUUAAACAUAGUUUUACUAGAGGGGCACUCUAGACACAUCACAUCAUCUCACUGAAGUGGUUUUGGUGCCUGGAGUCCCCUCGUAUUGCCCCUCUGUUCUGUAUUAGUUUCUAAAUGUCUAACCCUGGAUUAGUUUCCCCAGCAGUUCAGCCUCUACUGGGGGGAAUGGCAUGCCAAUUUAUACCACCUCUGGCAGACUGAUAGACUGGUAUUGUCAGCAGAGCACUCUCAACCUGUACUUGGUGAAGGCUCUGGCUGGAUACCCGCUGCUUCCAUGCUGGGAGGUUUUCAUUGUUACCUCUAGGGGUUGAGCACACUUCUACUAGUAAUGGGAUGGGACAUUUGUUUGGGUGGUGAGGGGGGAUGACUAGUUGUGCUGCAAGCUCAGAACUUCCACUGCAUUACACGUUUGUCUGUUACACAUGGGUAGAAGCAUAGGGGGAAUUGUGCAGGUUUGUCUCAGUUAAUUAAGUAUUUUAGGGUUACUCCCAAGCACCAUGACAAUUUCAGGGAUUUAAAGUGGUUAUGGUGUAUGCAGUCUGCAUGUGCAGUGUGUUGCUUUAAAACACUGCACCAUAUACCUCCUUCAGCAUCAUUAGCCAGUCCGGAACGAGUUCCAGGAUAGCAAAUGUCAGUUCUGUGCCUAUUUCUGUUUAUUCAUUGGCUGAAGGUGGUGAGCUGACACUAUCAGCUAAUGAAUGAGCGGCAUGAUCAGCAUCCAGCUUCUGCAGCUUUGCAGAAACAGGAUGUGUGUCACUCGGCACCAGAGGAGAACAGGCGCCUAGCGAGGACCCAUUGCAAAACUGUUUGCCACAUUACCAGGAAACCGGAUCAGGCUAUUCCUGGCAUCAUAAAUUCCACAGCAGGCUGUAAUGCAUGUGAUGCUUGGAGUAAAUCUUUGAGCAUUUUAUGCCCCAUUUUUAAAGAUGGGGAAGGAGUAGGCAGAUUGCUCUAUGAUUUUAGGUAAUGGCAGCCAUUUUACUGGCCACCUUGGUGAAAGGGACACUCUAAACUGAAAGUAACUUUGUGACGAGCUGCCAAACCCCUUAAUGAGAAUCUAAAAUGUCUAAAUCUCUAUACUGUAAAUGGGCUCAUCAUUUAGUUGGCCUUCAAAUCCUGAUCUGCAAAUCUUUGGCUAAUUAUUUCUCUUGUAAAUAGCUAAAUGUAAAUUUUUGCUCACAUUUUGGUAUUGAUGAUGUUGCUACUUGCAGUGUGUGUGGUGUAGUGUGAGGGGUGUAGUGUGAGGGUUGUGGGUUGUGGGGUGUAGUGAGUGUGUGAGAGAGGGGUGUAGUGUGUGUGUGUGUGUGUGUGGGGGGGGGGGUGUAGUUUUAACCCCUUUCCUCUCCCCAGAGCGUGGAGGGAGGGGGACCCUGAGGGUGGGGGCACCCUCAGGGCACUAUAGUGCCAGGAAAAAGUGUGUGUUCCUGGCACUAUAGUGGUCCUUUAAGCUGUGUGGCAUUUAAAACUGUUUAAUUUAAAGUUGCCUGUAAUACCGCAAGUCUUUGUAGACUGCAGGGCGUUUGUAGACUGCGGGGCAUCUAAAAACUGUGAUACAUUUUGGAAACUUACCUUUUAUACCUUGAGGCCUUUAGACUGUGGUGCCUUUAAAAUUGAUUUUUUUUGCACCUGGUUUCCUUUUAAACUUCCUUGCAGGCACUUUUAUUAUCUAUUUUGCUUCCCCUCUGUCCCAGUGAUUUAUUCCCGGUUCCCUGGGUGUUUAGGGGCCAUGUAGACUUCAGACAGAGUCCUCUCCUUGGUCUCUAAACCGCAAACACACUCGGAAUAGGCCCACAUGUGUGUGGUUUGUGCCUUAAUGGGCCUAAUACAGAUGACUUGCAUUGUGGGAAUACAAGUUGUGGCAGCCAUCUUGGAUAAGGUCAAUUGCCAGAAAGUUCCUAAAAUAAAGGGAAAAUUACAGUAAACAUACCACACGUAUUUGGUAAGUAUUUGCAGGGUCUCCAGACAUGGAUAAGUGCUGUCUUCAGCCUGUUUUAAAACUGUUUCACUGGUUUCUUAUAGAAUUUAACAGUGCACAUUUUUACUUAAUUCUUUACCACAGGUAAUAUUUAGUUAUUCUUAUUUGUCAGAUGUCUGAUUCUUCACCAAGAUCUGGUUAUGAGGAGAGAACAGUGGAAGAAAUCGGUUAUGCACUGACUGCCUCCAGAAGGUUGUCGCUUCAGCAUGACCUAUCACUGUGCAGCCACAUGACAUGCGGGCAGGGCUUACAAAGUAAGUUCCAGAGGCCUUAGGGGUAAGAAAAGAGGCCAGGCUUUGCCCUGUGGAAGAAGUUAUUUCCAACCCCAGAACUACACCACCUAAGUUGCAAACUUAUGGAUCAUAGGUGGACGCAGACCUGUCCAAAAUUUUACACCUACCAUUGCAGGUGGUCAGCCAGCUGUGACUUCCGCUGCUGUUUCUACAAACAUGAAAUAUGUAAUUAAAGAUCUAAAGGCUAAUAUGGAGAGAGAUAUUAAAAACCAAGAUUGAAGAGGCAGUCUGAAGUCUUCAGGUUACAACUGACUUCUUCACAGAAACUUCCCUAGAUGUAACUAGGAUAUUCUCUCGAUCAAAUGGCUCGAUCUAUAGCAGCUAAGAAAGCAUUAUGGUUCUGUUUCUGGGAUGAUGACUCAUCCUCCAAGUCUGCCCUCUACACCAUUCUAUUUGGAGUGGUGCUGUUUGGGAAAACUUUGGAUUAUUCCAUUGAAAAUGCGAAUGAGGGCUGCAAGAUAUUUGUACCUCAGGACGAAAGUUCCAAGGAUCCCAGCUCCUCAUAGUCUGACCGGAGAAUCUCCAGUGACCAGUAUUUCUGAGAUACAUGGAGCUACUGACCCUGCAGGGUAUACUCCAGAGGUAACUCAGGACAGUUGGUAAACCUGCCUUUCAAGGUUCUAAUGGAGCUAUUAAGCAGUCGUUUUGUUCUUCAGCAAUGAACAUGUCUCCUCCAGUACCAGGAGCCUCAUUUUUAAUGAUCACACAUACCUGGGCUCGUCAAACUCCGGAGGCUUGAGUGGUAUCCAUAGUCCAGAUUGAUAUAGACUGGAGUUUUUUCUUCAGGCACAGGAGUCUCCAUACUAACAGGUGUAUUAAGACCAAUGAAUCAAAAGGUAAAGCACUAUAGGAAUAAGCAUUCUGGAUGAAGAGGUGAUUUUUUUUUUUUCCCAAGAGCAGUUCCAGGAACAAGUUUUGCCUCUCUUCUGGUGCUAAGAGGAAAAAGCACAUGGAAGCCUACACUGGACCAAGAGGGGCCAACAAGAGGCUGAAUGUCAGAUUCUUCGUGAUGGAGUCAAUCAGAUCCAUAUCUCAAGCAAUCUGGAAGGAUCAUUUCCUUACCUCUAUAUAUCCCAAGUAGAGAUGUCGCGAACCGUUCAACAUGGAUGCUGUCCAGGAGGUGGGAGGGUCUGGGAGGGAGAGUCUGCUGGAGAUUGGCCGGGAUGUGUCAGCUGACCGGUGCUCGCCGCGAACGGUUCGUGGCGAGCCGUUCGCGGGAAGUUUGCGAACGGUUUGCGACAUCUCUAAUCCCAAGGAUGCUUACUUUCAGUCCAAUCUGCAGAGAUCUUCGCCAUUAGCUCAGAAGCCUCAAUGGGGCCCCAAGAAUCUUUUAUAUGUGCUUAUAGUGUAUUGAGAGUCCAGAACUCCACCUGCUUCCAUUAUCCAUUAUAGCCUUAGACCCUCAGAAGGUAGGCACACAGAGGUAUAUAGUUCUUUCAUAACUCCUAAAGUUUGGCUGCUUGAUCAAUAUCAAGAAAAGCAGUUUCACAUCAGCUCAGUGGUUAACAUUCCCAAGUGGAAAAUUCUAUGCUCUGCUUUUCCCUAUCUCAGGAACAGUUCCACAGAUUGUGAAGGUUUUCUCUCCCAGUUUCUUCAUUUCUGCUUGGUAACAGCAAGAAAAUAGAUGCAACUACUAGGAAUCCUGGCUUCCACCAGCAGACUUGUCAGAUGGGCCCAAUGGCAUCUAUGGAUUCCUCACAGAUCCUUCCUAUCUUGGUUUAACAAGAGAACGAUUAUUGGAGCCAGCCACUGACUAUGUCCCCAUCAGUGGAGUUACACCUUACCUGGUAGCUGAAAAGAGGGAUUAGAUCUCUGAGUUUCCAGUGAACAGAACCUCAUUGGUCAAUUAUUAGCUCGAAUUCCAGUUUUUAUAAGAUUGGUUGCACAGUGUUUGGACCAUGUUUCACAAUAUUUCCAUUCAUUUGUAUGGAAUUACGAGUCAUUUUCAAGGCUCUUCUUCACUUCAGAGGCUUACUGAAGAAUGAGUGGGUCCAAAUUUGCUCAAAUAUCAAUGCAACUGUAUCCUAUAUCUAUCAAGAUGGGUCUCACAGAUACGUAUUGAUGGAAUUCCAGCCCAUAAUGAUCAGGGCACAGAAGAAAAACCAGGGGCUCAGAAUACAAUGGCUGUUUGCUUGAGCCGAAUAACUGUGGACAAGGUGGAUUGGCAACCAUGUCACAACGUAUCCUCGGGGUUGACGCAGAUUGUCUGAUACCCUACAUAGAUCUGAUGGCCAUUUCUUGGAACUACCAGGUCCACAAGUAUUUUCUACAUAGGGCCCUGAGAUGAGGCACCUGUGACAGGGAGGGGUGCAAAACCAGAAUGCUCAUGUUCAGGAUACACUGACUCAAAUUUAGAAUUUUAGUCUGAUGUACAUAUUUUCCUAAAAAGGUAAUGCAAAAGGUGACAGUGGAAGACCGUGUCGACUCUAAUUCCUAUAAUAAGAUGAUUCUGGAACCUCCAAGGGAAAUUCGAGUACGUCCAGACCUAUUACAAGGCCCCUUGACACACCAGGAUCCUCAAGUUCUGGUGUUGAUGCGGGAGUCCAUAUUAAUAUAGGCAUCCCUGAGACGGUCAUUGAGAUCUUCUUACAAUCCUAUACAGGCUUUACAAAGCUUGACAUGCUUUUGUCUGUUGGAAUUACUCUUCAUUCAGGCCUUGAAAGGUUCUGUGUUAUAACACUCUAGAGGAGUACUUAGCUGCACAUCUCUUCAUAUAGGCAUUGAUUGAAAUCAUGCCUCCCUGAGUGUGGUGAAGCCAAUAUGUGACGUGCCACUGGUCUCACGGGCCCUGACUAAACCAUUAUUCGAAUCUCUAGAAGGAGCUUCCAGGGUGGUAGCACAGAAAGUGCUGUUGGCUGGUACCCCAGCAAGGUAAAUGGGUGAACUCGAGGCUUGAUCCUGUAAACCCCCUUUCACUAAUUUUCAACAGAUAUGGUCGUCUUGCAUUUGGCACCUGAAGAUCCUGCCUAUGGUGAAUGCUUAUGUGUCAUUCUCUACCUGUACUGAAGAGUACCCUUUGAGCGUUGAUGCCCCUGGUGCUUUGCUUCAUGUAAGCAACAAUUGAACAUAAGCCUCCACUGAGGGUGUUGAAACCAAUAUGUGACGUACCACUGGUCUCACUGGCUCUGACUAAACCAUUAUUUGAACCUCUAGCAGGAGCUUCCAUGAUGUUAGCCCAGACUUUGCUGUUGCUGGUGGCUGGUACCUCAGCAGGGUGAAUGUGUGGACUCCAGGUUUGAUCCUGUGUACCCCAUUUACUGAAUUUCAACAGGAUAUGGUUGUAGCACCAGAGAUCCUGCCUAAAGUGAGAGCCUUUCAAUGCCAUUCUCGACCUGUACCAAAGGAUUUUGGGGCAUUCUCCACUAGUGCUGUUACAGCGUCUCCUGGGCUUCCAUGGCAAUGGUCUCUGCUGAAACUUUGUAAAGUUGGCAUUUGGACCUCUUUGAACUAGUUUGUCCUGCAUUACAUAUUGGACAUUGAAGCAAUUAAUGAGGCACAAUUUGGACCUCACGUCCGUUCUCUACCUCAUGCUGUUGCAGCAUCGUGGGUUUCCAUGGCAAUGGUUUCUGCUGACACUUUUUGUAAGCUAGCAUUUGAACCUCUUUAGACACGUUUGUCUGGCAUUUCAUACUGUUCGUUAAAAUAGUCUAUGAUGCACAAUUUGGUACUCAAGUACUUAACUCAGUUCAUUCUUCUAUCUAUGUUGGAUAAUUCUGAUUAUUUGAUUGGCUAUUCUGUCCCUCCCUUUGUAGGCUUGGGUAUUCCCCAUGUGUAUAUGCUGCCAUGAUUAGCCCGGAAAAUGUAAAGUUUAUUCAUACUUACCGUAAUUUUCUUUUCCUGGCUAUUAUUCAUGGCAGCAUAUACUUCCCACCCAUUAAUGUCUCUAUUUAUGUACUGUAGAGCUUGUAAACUGACUGAGGACCUUAGGGACGGAGCCUCCUUUAAAAACCCUGGUGGUUUUCCUGUCCUAUCUGCUGUAAGGGGAGAUGCUAACCCAUGUGUAUAUGCUGCCAUGAAUAAUAGCCAGGAGGGGAGGGGGGGCCAGUAAUGUGGAAGGGGAGGGGGGCCAGUAAUGUAUUAGGGAGUAAAGUAACAAUGUAUUUAGGGGCAGUAAUGCAUUAGGGGAGGGGGGGACCAGUAAUGUAUUAGGGGGGGCAAUGUGAGGGGAGGGGGCCAGGCAACGGGCUAGGAGGGGGGGGCAGUAAUGUAUUGGGGGGUCAGUAAUGUAGUGGGGGAGGGGGGUGACAGCAGUAAAUUAGGGUGAGGGGGGUCAACAGUGUAUUACAUAGGGGGAAGGGGAGGUCAGACGUGUAUUCAAUGGGGCGGGGGGGGCAGAAGUGUAUUAGGGGGAUGGGGGGGCGGGAAAGAUCUGACUUGGGAAUUUGAGAUGAGGCAAUGAUUAUAUUUGUGACAUUUAUAUUUGUGGCCCAAUUAAUAUUAUAUAUAUAAUGUGUGUGUAUGUGUAGAAGGAAAUGUAACUAGAGGGAGCUACAGGGGUGAGGGAAUUAUAUUUGUAAUAUAUUAGGAACUGUGGAGGGAAGGGGGUUGGAUGAGAGCAUUAAAUAUUAUAGCAUUAAAUAUUAUAUUUAUGGUGUAGGAACUGUAUUAUAUAUAUUUUUGGUUUAGUGCAGGGGUAGGUAACCUUCAACACUCCCUUUGUUUUUUACUACAUCUCCAUUAAGGCUUGCAAAGCAUCAAGGGAAGUGUAGUCCACAACAUCUGGAGUGGCAAAGGAUGUCUACACAUUCACACACUGCCCAAUAACAAUAACAACCAUACACAUUCAACACACCGCCCACACACCAUACACAUUCAAUCAGUUCAACACCACAAUAUUCAAUACACCCAUAAUAAUAUCCAAUAAUCGCCCCAACACAACACACACACCAUACACACAUUCACACACCGUCCCCAACACACAACUACACACAUCCAACACCGCCCCAACAACACCACACACAUCCAACACCGUCAACAAUCAACCAUACAAUAUCCAACACACCGUCCCCACACACACCACACAUCCACACCGCCCCACACACCCAUCCACACCGUCCCCACACACCAUCCACACCGCCCCACACCAUCCGCCCCCACACACACACACACACACACCAUACACAUUCACACACUGACCACACACACACCAUACACAUUCACACACCAUACACAUUCACACACUGCCCCCACACACACCAUACACAUUCACACACUGCCCCCCACACCCACACACUGAACCUUUCACACACAUUGCACCACUGCUCCUAUACCCUACUACAGCCCCAUAUCCCAGCAGACUCCAGGUAAGUUGUCAAACUGUUCUUAAACGGUUUGACUACUUAUUCUGGGAGGGGGUGCCGACACUCCUGGCACCAUAACCACUACACAGAGGAGUAGUGGUUAUUGUGCAUGGAAUAUUUCUUUAAAUAAUCUACAAGUGCCCCUCCCGGGCUCAGGCUCUGGAUCCGUCACUGGUAUAUGACGUAUAUUAAUGUGUAUAUUAGUUAUAUGUAUAUGUGUGUGUGUGUAUAUAUAUGUAUAUAUAUAUAUAUAUAUAUAUAUAUAUAUAUAUAUAUAUUACACAGAGAAAUUUCAUUAAUAUGUACCAUUUGUAAUGAGCAGAUAUUGGCCCAGUCUUGUUGCUAGGUGCAUACUCCAGCACAAUAACAUAUUUAAAGUGAAGAGCACACCCACAGGACUUCAAAAUAAUUUUUUUUUACAGUUUUGCCCUACAUACAUUCACCAUUUCAGUCCCAUUAACAAGCUUUCCUUAAUUUGUCAAGGUAGUUGGACUGAAACAUUGAUUACAUGCAAAGGCACGUCUGCUUAAAAUAAAUCUGCACUUUUGUUUAUUUUGAAGCCUAUGAGUGCACUUUUUACGUUGAAGUACUUUUUAACCCCUUAAGGACGGAGCCAAAUGUACACAGUGUGAACGAAACAAAAUGUAAACAAAACCUGGCAUUUGCGCUACAUGUCUGUCCAACCGUAAUACACCUCUUUCAUAGUAAAUGCACCCACCCUUAUUAUAUAUCAUUUUAUUCAGGGGAAACAGGGCUUUCAUUUGAUAUCAAAUAUUUAGCUACGAAAGCUAAUUUAAUAUGAAAAAAAUGGGAGAAAAGAUUUUUUAGAUUUUUUUUAGUUCUACAUGACAUUUUAACUGUGAAUGUCAUAAUACUGUUUGCUUUUACUGCAAUAAAAUACACAUAUUUGUAUUCAGCAAAGUCUCAUGUGUAAAACAGUACCCCCUAUGUACAGGUUUUAUGGUGUUUUGGGAAGUUACAGGGUCAAAUAUAGCACGCCAGAUUGGUUACGUUGCCUUUGAGACUGUAUAGUAGCCCAGGAAUUAAAUUUACACCCAUAAUGGCAUACCAUUUGCAAUAGUAGACAACCCAAGGUAUUGCAAAUGGGGUAUGUCCAGUCUUUUUUAGUAGCCAUUUGGUCACAAACACUGGCCAAAGUUAGCGUUAGUAUCUGUUUGUGUGUGAAAAAUGCAAAAAACGCCAAUUUUGGCCAGUGUUUGUGACUAAGUGGCUACUAAAAAAGACUGGACAUACCCUGUUUGCAAUACCUUGGGUUGUCUACUAUUGCAAAUGGUAUGCCAUCAUAGGGGUAAUUUUCAUUCUUGGGCUACCAUAGGGUCUCAAAGGCAACGUAACCAAUCUGGCGAAUUUUAAUGUGAAAAAAAAAUGAAACACAAGCCUUAUAUUUGACGCUGUAACUUUUGAAAACACCAUAAAACCUGUACAUGAGGGGUACUGUUGUACUCGGGAGACUUCGCUGAACACAAAUAUUUGUGUUUCAAAACAGUAAAAAGUAUUGCAGCAAUAAUAUCAUCCGUGUAAGUGCUGUUUGUGCGUGAAAAAUGCAAAAAACGUCACUUUUACUGGCGAUAUCAUCGUUGUAAUACAUUUUACUGUUUUGAAACACUAUUAUUUGUGUUCAGCGAAGUCUCCCGAGUAGAACAGUACCCCCCAUGUACAGGUUUUAUGGUGUCUCGGAAAGUUAUAGGGUUAAAUAUAGUGCUAGCAAAUUAAAUUCCCUUUACUUUCGGCAUGGGUUGUCAGGCAGGUCCUGCUAAUUGUAAUUAAUUAGGAUACCUAAUUAUGUAAAAAUAUUACAUAAAUAUAUGUGUAGAAUUAAUAUAUGUAUAUAUAUACAUAUGUGUAUAUAUACAUAUAUAUAUAUAUAAUUUUUUAAAAUAUUUUUAUUUAUAUAUAGGUGUAUAUAUUUAGUGAUAUAUAUGUAUAUAUUUAUGUAUAUAUAUAUAUAUAUUAUUUCGUUCUAUGUGUAUUUUGAUAUAAAUAUAUAUAUAUAUUAAUAUCACAAUACAGUUAGAACGAAAUAACAAACAUCUAUAUAUUUUUUUAUUAUUUAUUUUUAAUUAUUUUUUUAAUUAAAUUUUUUUUACGUAUUUAAAUUUUUUAUAUUAUAUAUAAAUAUAUAUAUAACAAUAAUUAUAUAUAUAUAUUUAAUCAGUAUUAGUCUACGUGUAAUUUGAUAGUAAUAUAUAUAUAAAUAAUUAUAUAUAUUAAUAUUUAAAUACACUUCGUGUAUGUGUAAGUGUGUGUGUGUGUGUGUGUGUGUAUAUAUAUAUAUAUAUAUAUAUAUAUACUUAGAUCAUAUAUAUAUAUAUAAUAUAUAUGAUCUAAGUAUAUUUUAUAUUUAACUGUAAUUUUUUUUUUUUUACUAAUAUUUUAUUUAUUUUUACAGGACAGGGGGCAGAGACAGUGUCAGCCAGUGAUUUUACAUCACUGGCUGACACACAGGAUCAGUGAUCACAGUGACUGCCUGUCACUGUAAUCACCUCCUGCAGAUUGGGUAAUUGGCCACAGGGGGGAGUGCCUGGGUGGUACAAGCACUCCCCCCUUCCAAUCUGCAGGGGGAUCCUUGUGCCAGUUACAUGUGUCAGCCAAUAGUAACACCGAUCGCAGUGACAGGCUGUCACUGCGAUCAGAGCGCUCUGAGAUCGCAGUGACAGCCUGUCACUGCGAUCUCAGAAGGUGCAGAUCGCGGUCACUGACCCCAGGGGGACUGCCUGGGGGGCCAGGUAAGUCCCCCGACCGCGAUCUGCACGGGGAGAGCCGCUGGCCACGUGUGUCAGCCGAUUUGAAAUCGGCUGACACAUGUUAAAAACUGAUCUCAGUGACAGCCUGUCACUGCGAUCAGUGACUGCAGAUCGCGGUCACCGGCCACAGGGGGGGUUGCCUGGGGGGCCGGGCAUCCCCCCCGACCGCGAUCUGCAGCGGGUGAAUAGCGCCGGCCACGUGGGCGGCCAUUAAAGUGAGGGCGUACUAUUACGCCCGCCGGCGUUUAGAGCCGGCUCCUGCAGGGCGUAAUAGUACGCCCUCAGGAUUUAAGGGGUUAAUUUUAAGUUAUCUGUUCUAACUCUGUAUCUGCACACUAUGCUGGUGCGACGCAUUAUGGGGCUGGUAAAUAUUUUUUUUCCAGGGCCGCUUUUAAUUCCCAGUCCGGCCCUGUAUACAAGAGGGGGUUGGCUGCACUCACCUGAACAUGCAUAAAUGGGGGUGCUGCUGGGGGCCAAAAAUACAAUACACAAGAUCCAGCGCACUCACCUAUCCACUAAACAGCAACUUCAAUGUUGAAAGAUUUUAUUUGUUUUUUUAAAAACGCCUAAUCUAGGCAAAAAUAAUGGGGCUUUAGUUACAUUAUAUGAUCAUACAUUGCAUAAGCCUGCCACAACUUCAAUGUACCCCAUCUUUGGUUGCUGUUUAGUGGAUAGGUGAGUGCGCUGGAUCUUGUGUAUUGUAUUUUUGGCCCCCAGCAGCACCCCCAUUUAUGCAUGUUCAGGUGAGUGCAGCCAACCCCCUCUUGUUUUUAUAUAUAUAUAUAUAUAUAUAUAUAUAUAUAUAUAUAUAUAUAUAUAUAUAUAUAUAUAUAUAUAUAUAUAUAUAUAUAUAUAUAUAUAUAUAUAUAUAUAUAUAUAUAUAUAUAUAUAUAUAUAUAUAUCUAUAUAUCUAUAUCUAUCUCUAAACCCAGACCACUAGUCUCCACCAGGCUUGCCCAUAAUCUGGAAGUUAUUACUGAAGUACGCAAAGAUCUUCUCUUAUUCUCCCCAACCCCCAAUAACUUGUGGAGCUCAGUGGCAUAUUUUAAGGUGAUUAAAGCCAAAUGGCCACCUGGUCUUUAUUUAGAAGAAGCACUAAUCGUUCAGUUGAAAAAAUUUUAUUUAUUUAUUUAUUUAUUUUUUUUGUACAAAGCUAGGAAACAAGUAAAUGUAAACCUGCACUGUGCAAUAUGUGUAGAGUUAUAUCCGAUAAACCUUUGUUCUGUAACUAGGGUAGAUAUUGCUGGGAUACAGUGAUUGUAAAUCGUUUAACCAGGUUUGUCUUGAAUUUAUUCAGUGUAAGGAAUGGUGUAAAAACAACACUUUUUGAUACUAUAAAGCAUACUUCAGUUAAGCUUCUCAACUUUUAUGUAAUGCUGUGUGAUACAUACGUUAAGACUCAUUAUUUCACAUUAUAAAAUACUAUGAAUUCAUUAAACAGAACGCUUUCUCCAACAACUGCAUAGCUCUGCAUACCAAUACAUUGUCCUUCAACUCGCCAUAAUGUCUUCUUAAAAUUUUAUCUCCGCAGACUCAUGCUUGGUAGAGGACUUAAGCGCAAGGUGAAUGAUUGCGAAACCAUGAACGACUUCUCUAGUGUCUGUGAUUGCAACCGAAAUAACAUGCCAUACACUCAUCAAAGGCAGCUGGUGCUAAACAUGUGCCUCAGUAAGCUACAAAACUAUAAAAUGUUAGUGGAGCCUAACCUGCAUCGAUCUGUUCUUAUAGCCAAUACAGUUAGACAAAUUCAGGAAGAAACCAGGCAAGAAGCUAGCCAGCUGCCAGGGAUUGUAUGUAAUGAUGUUGCCUCCAACGCCAUACUCUACACAGGUAGCGAUUCCUGUGAGAACUCCAUAAACUUGGCUUGUGACACAAGCCCAGACAUUUCAAAAGACUCCUGGAGUUUGGAGAACCCUGCUGACUGUUUGAUGGAAGUUACAGAUGAUGACAUGUCCUCGGCCAUAUCCUCUAUUCUCCGAGAUUUAGACUUUAUGGAGGACACCAGCCCAGCUCAAACCCCGCUCCUUGUGCCAGAAGAUCAACCAAAACCUCUGGACAAUGGAAGCAAAGCGGGGGACAAACAAGACUUAAAAGGAGCGGAAUGUAUGUUUGGUUCUUUUGAAAUAACGAGUUCUACGAGUUACUUAAAGGAUCUGUCUAUUGAUGACAUUUUUGAAGACAUAGACACAUCUAUGUAUGAUUCAGACUUUAGUUUCUCUUCUUUAGUUUCCCCAAGAAUGCAGCCUACCUCGGAGGAGGCUCUCAAGAUGUUUACUUUGUGCAAUUCACCUUCAAACAAUAAUUUGCAAGUUUGCAGAACGGAUUUAAAUGAUUUGGACCAUAUCAUGGAAAUUUUAGUUGGGUCAUGACACCAAAUUUCUUAACCUCAUUACUGUAUUUAUCAAAUACACAUCUAGUGUUCAUUUUUGGGAAAAUAUUUUAAAAUUCCUACAUAAUUUGAAGAGACUUAUAUCUAAAUAUCUUAAGAUGUGUAGUUUACAGUGCUCCCAGCUCGAGACAGUUUCGAUUUUACGUUUAUACUUUUUGGGUUGGACACUUCCUAUGGAUUCCUGCUAAGUGACUGUUCAGAGACUUUUGCAGCAACCUUUUUAACUGGAAAAUACUGAAAUUCAACAAAGCCCUACAUUUUCAAAGAUUAGUAAAACAACUAUUUUUGUAAGCAUCUUUCUAAAUUUUCCUGGUCACCUCUUGUAUAUAGCGGACUCUACCUCUUUAAGGCCAUGUGCUAAACCAUUUCUUGUGCUGUAUCUUUGCUUCUGUUAUAUUUUGUUUGUAGGAAGAUGUAGUUAUUUUAAGUCACCUUUUCAUUUGCAGAUCAAAUGUUAUCUUGUAAAUUAUUUUAGAUAUAUAUAACUUUUUUUUUUUUGCCUUGAGUAACUUUUUUUUUUUUUCAUUAUUAUAUUUUGUAGGCAAAUUGGCACCUUUGCAUUUGAGGCAAUCUGUUGAUUUCUUCUCUUGAAGGGUGUGUAGAUUUCAUACCUUUCCCUACCUCAGAAAUCUGAGUUUUUGUCCAACUCCCAAAUCUCUGCUAGGAUUUUUUUUUUUUUUCCUUGCAUAACAUGUUUAUACGCGAUGGUCUCUCAUUAACUUUGUACUAAAGGACUAGUAAGUACAUUUGAAUCUUUUUAUUUUUUGUUUAUUCUAGCUUAAUUAAUAAGCUGGAAUGAAAAAUAUUUUGGACUAUUGGCUUGUUGUAUUCAUGAAUUGUAUAAAGAAAUUAUGUUAAAAUAUGAAAUAACCAUGUUUUUAACAAACUAUGCAUCUUUAUCUGAUUCAGAUUUGCUCUAAUUUUGUAUUUAAACGCUGCACCUUUCCUCUUCUAGUAGGUUAAGCAAUGCUUGCCGUGCGAUGACAAAAAAAGAAUUUAGAAAUGUACUUGUAUGCAUAAAAUGAUUUCAAACCCAAGUUAGAUUUACCAUAAGAUUUGUUGCAUAUUAUACACCGAUCAGCCACAACUUUAAAACCACUGACAGGUGAAGUGAAUAACCUUGAUUAUAUCGUUACAAUGGCACUUGUCAAGGGGUGGGAUAUAUUAGGCAGUAAUUAAACAGUCCAAUUAUGAAUUUCAUGUGUUGGAAGUGGGAAUAACGGGAAAGUAAACUCUUCGGCAAAGUCCAAAUAGUGAUGGCAAGAUGACGGAGUACAAGCUUCUACAAAACGGCAGGUCUUGCAGGGUGUUGACUUUUUGUGGGAUGUGCUAGAACAACAAAUCUCAUCCAUUGAGGCCCCAUCUAACAACUUUCAGGACUUAAAGGAUAUGCUGCUAAGGUGUUGAUGCCAGAUACCACAGGGCAUAUUCAGAGGUCUUGUGGCAUCCAUGCCUUGAUGCUUCAGAGCUGUUCUGGCAGCACAAGGGGUACCUACAUUAUAUUUGGCAGGUGGUUUUUAUGUUGUGGUGGAUCACUGUAUGGAUAAUGCACUCACAAAAGCAAUUGCAUUUUGCCAUCAAAAAGUUUAUUUUGCUGUCUUUUUAUCCAUAAUAUUUUUCCAAUUUUUAUUAUAAAAGGAAUGAGCUUGUUUUGUCACAAUGCAUAUUUAUGGAAAUUUGUAAAGAGACUACUUUUCUAUUUUGUAAGUAAGCUAACCAUAUAACAAAAUAUAUGAAGCCUUUUGCUAUAAAUUUACCUAGUAUGCACCUACUUAAAACAGUGCCCUGUUUUUUCCUCCAAUGUGCUAGCGAUUUGGCAGUUGUUUUGUGUAUUUGAAAUGAAAUUGUGCGAAUGAUACUUGUUUACCUCUGUAAUAAUCUGCUUGAUAAAAAAACCAAGAGAGAAUAUUUGUCAUUUUGGUCAGAUAACCGUAGACUUUGUUGCCAAUACAUAUGUCUUAUGAGAAAUCCAAUACUUGCAAAAAAUGUUUUAUGAUUGUAUGGAAUUGUGUGUUUUGUUUUUGUUUGUUUUUCACUGGCAGUGUUAGAAAAAAGAGAGAACCUUUGUGUAUUUUUUUAAUUAAUUUUAUGCCACUGGGUAUUCUGCUGUGCCCUGUAUCAAAUGCCAUGUGACUUAUCCCACCAAACUCAUUGUUUUGCUUUGGACAUUUCCGAGUUUGGCACAAAGUUAAAUAUUCAGAGCUCUGUACGUGAUGUUCGUUACCAUCUAAUUUGGAGGCCAUUCUAUAUUCUUAUUUCCCACCCACCAUCUUUUCCCCUGCAGAAAAGUACCUGCUGCAUUGCACUGACCAUAUAUAUAUUUUCUAUAAAAACACAAUAAAAUGAACAUUAUUACCUUUACAUAUAAGUGUGUGCAGGAAGUUGUGCCUGUACAGCUGUCCUGCAUAUAGAACAGAAUAGACACUCAAAAGGGGUAUUUGAAUAGCUUUUUAUUCAAAGCUCUCAGGGUGAUCUUUUGGCUUCAAUAAUAUUUACUUAAGCCUUGGAAAAGGACGUUGGUAGCCAAAACGUUGCCUUGCAUAGAAAGGAUACAGAUAUAUCAACGCACGCCCUUUUGAGUGCCAAAUUUCUUGCAGUUAGUUUCAUGUGGUGCUCUGAACGGUGUGUUUGCCGGUAGGUGCUGUGUAUUUAUACUAUCUUACUGUCAUGUGGAAGGGCAAACUUCCAGUUUUUAAAUAAAACGAGUUAUAAACCUUACAAUUCUGAUUUUUGGCCUACAAGUUGAUUGUCAGCCUUCCCAAACUCUUAUUAUUCAUUCCUUCUGUCUUGUUCAUGCAAUUAAUAGUAGGAGCCUUCCUUCCUAUGUUAGUAUGAAACAAAUGCCAUACCUCUUCUCAUAAUCAGCAUUGCUAUGCCCAACCUCUUAGUGACCAGGAGUGAGGCCAAUCACUUUGUAGCAAAGCAGGCUUGAUAAACCCAUACCAUGAAUGGGUUAAGCCUUGCUGGAAUGAGUAGGCUAUUUGCUGAAGUUAACUGCUGCUGUCCUCAAAUAACCCCAAGCAGAUUCUGCGUAUUGAAACCAAGAGGAGAAAUAUAGAGACUGAUAACCUCUUUUACGGAUCCAUUUUAACCGCCAGGCAUCUGCAUUUUUAUAUUGUUUAAUACUGGUAAACGUGGUGAAUAAUGCAUUAUUUUUGUUAAUAGAAAUACGUUGCCUCAAUAGAUGCGUGCCAGUUGCCAUAUUUUCUUUAACAUUCUGAGUUGAUAGUGUUUAACAUUAGGACUGAUGUAAAACCUGCUCAAGAAAUCCCACUGCGGCUUGGUAGUUUGAUAAGAGGUUCACCUAGUAAACGGGGCUUACCAUGAGCAGAUAAGCGUUCCACAAUUGAGGUCAAUACUGCAGAUGUGCUACUGCAUUUUUAUUUGGUUCAGUAAUUAAUUGCAUGGUUGUAAAACCUGUAGGAACAUCAUUUUAAAGGGUAUGUAAAAUCUAGAUCCAUCUGUGCUCACGGUGUACAGGAUACCAGACUAGUGAGUCACCAAGUCAGUGCACAGGAAGCUAGCAUGAAUUCAUGCAUACAUACAAAGCAUAUGUGUUUAUUUUUGUACUCUUGCAUGCUCUUAUAAGUCAACAGAAAUAGGCUGAUUAUUUAUAUGAGAAUAGGUAAGGCACAAUCUAGGGACAACUGGUUCAGAUUCAGGGUGUAGCACAGAUGGGUCAUAAUUGUGGACAAGAUGGGCAAAUGCUGUGGAACCUCUGUUAGAAUCUCUGUCUUCUUAAACUGUUUAUCUGCAAACUUGCUAUCUAGAAAUAGCAGCAGGAAAUGAUAAUACAGUCACAAUGCUGUAUGUUUCAGGGUGAUAGGCCAAACAAAAAUCGCACACACACUUUUCGUGUGAGAUAUUGAGUUUAAAAAAAAAAAAGCGCUACUGAUGGAUGCAAACUUACAGGGGCACUAUAACCACUACAGCAUAUCUUGGUAAUCUGACAAAAAAAAAAACCUGUCUAACCUCCUACCUAAAGCCUAGCUCCUCUAAUGUACUUCUGCAUUAUCUGUGUGAAACCAAUGCCAGCAUUGGAUAGUCUGUCUGUUGCAGGUAUACCAUCCAUGUUGUAGGCGUCAUGGAUCACAGUAUAAUAAUUUAGAUGUAAGUAAAAAGGUCCAGGCACUCCAGGAGAUCGAUGAGACCAAGUUUGAUGAAAUCCAACAUUCCCCAACCUUUCCACUUACAUGGUCUUUUUCAAGCAACGUUACGGCCAUUUACGUGGAAACGUUGCUGAUUGUUGGGUUUCAUUAAACUUUUCCUCAUCGAUCUCCGGGAGUGCCUGGAUCUUUUUUUCUUAUAUCCACGGGUAAUUGGGAGCUGGUUCCUGGUUUGGUUACACCCAGGACUGUAUCUUUUAGGAUUGAGUGCAGUUCUGGAUUUGGUUUCACUGUAUAAUCCUUUGCUGGCCUGACUGCCAAUCUGAUCAGCUGCUGUAUACUCACGCUAGGACAUGAGCGCUUACAUGGUCUAAUGACCAAGAUCAAUGUUGGUAUUUCUGGAAAUACUAUGAAACUACCAUCGCUUUAAACUUUCUAAUGGUCAGACACUGUCUUGCAAAUCACAAACUGAUCUUUCUGUAGAAGAAUGUUUGUUUAAUUUUCUUUUAUAAGGCAACUUUUGAACAUUGAAUGGCUUCCAGUACUACUAAACUUUGUGAGGAGGUGUGUUUUAGGACAUGGCAGUUGACCCAUCACUAAUGUUCAUCUUACAGUUCAACUUUGUGGAACAUGUAACAAU
Messenger RNA from Pelobates cultripes (western spadefoot toad), 20209 nucleotides. The record is from the annotation of a GenBank genome assembly. NCBI's taxonomy places the organism in Eukaryota, Metazoa, Chordata, Amphibia, Anura, Pelobatidae.